Molecule: messenger RNA, 870 nt
Organism: Metarhizium album ARSEF 1941
Lineage: Eukaryota; Fungi; Ascomycota; Sordariomycetes; Hypocreales; Clavicipitaceae
Product: not2/not3/not5
Exons: 5
Coding region: 1-870 (289 amino acids)
Biological process (GO): nuclear-transcribed mRNA poly(A) tail shortening; regulation of DNA-templated transcription
Cellular component (GO): P-body; CCR4-NOT core complex
Source: RefSeq, a predicted model, not a curated record
AUGUCAUUUGGGUUCGGGUCGCACCAAGGAGCAUCAGGAGCGCAGAGAGGCAAUGGCCUUUUGAAUGCUUUGUCGGCUAACAGUCGGGCAAGCGAUGUACGGUCACCUCCUGGAGUUGCACUGAACCGAGGUCAAGACCCCAAACGACUGGGAGUCGACGACGACAACAGGCAUAAACCGAUUUCCAGGGAAGAUGGCUUGGGAAAAUCUGCUGUGGAAGACCCAAAUCAGAAUCCCUUGGGCGCAAUCGGAAACGAGGACUCUACUGUAAAGUUACGAGAUGUGAAGGAGAGCAAGGCGCCGGAUGCGAUUGAUCCUCUAAUUGGGAUGAGUGCCGUAGACAAAUGGGGCAUAAAAGGCUUACGGACGCUGAUGAACAGCUACCCGGAUUACCAGGCGAUGGUAGUUGGCAUGGAUCCAAUCACAGUUGGACUCGAUAUCAACUCCCAAGAGGCGAUCUCGACACAAGUUUACUCGCUCUUUGACGAUGUCCCUCCGCGGCCGACAGUCAAUGGUAACAAGUUCCGGCUUCCAGAGUGCUACAAUGUUACGAAUGUUCAGCCAAUUGAGAGUAAAAUCCAGAACUUCAACGAAGAAACACUGUUUUGGAUAUUCUAUAGCUGCCCCGCGGAUGUUAAGCAACAAAUGGCGGCGGUAGAGUUGUAUUCGCGAAACUGGAGAUGGCACAAGAAACACCAGAUAUGGCUCACCAAAGACGAACAUAUGGCACCUCAGAUUUUGAGCAACAGCCAUGAGCGGGGUUUCUAUAUUGUGUGGGACACGGACAACUGGCGAAAGGACAGGCGAGAACUCACCCUGUUCUACGGCGACUUGGAUACCACAUUGAACCAACCACCUGCGGUAUCAUAG